Messenger RNA from Pipistrellus kuhlii (Kuhl's pipistrelle), 690 nucleotides. It is a transcript of the gene CIMIP3, whose product is annotated as GUCA1A neighbor. The coding region runs from base 55 to 489 and encodes 144 amino acids. The record is from RefSeq and is a predicted model, not a curated record. The transcript is spliced from 2 exons. Lineage: Eukaryota; Metazoa; Chordata; Mammalia; Chiroptera; Vespertilionidae.
CCGGGCCGGACCCGCGCCUCCUGCUCCUGCCCCUGCCCCCGCGGCUACCGGGCCAUGGCCCGCGUCCUCCCCGCGUCCUCCCGCCGCGGACCGGACGGGCCACAGGUGGUGCGGGCGCCGCUCGCCGCCGGGAAAUGCGAGCUACCUGGGCAGGACUCCCAGAAGCCCUCCACACCCAGCUAUGUGCUGAAGGCGGCGCUGGGCAAGAAGGGGAAGGUGGCCCUGGCGUGGCCGCCGCUGUCCCGGUCCUGGAAGAGGGACCGUGAGCAGGCUCUGGCCGCAGCCUACAUGCCGGUGGUGGUGGACCUCAGGGGCCAGAGCCAGGACAAGUUCACCUUCAACUUCUACACCUCCCAGUACCCCAACACGCUGAGCCCCUUCUGCACCAUGCAGAAGCCCACGUGCGGCUACCUGUACCGCCGGGACACGGACCACACCCGCAAGCGCUUAGACAUGCCUCCCGCCAAUGCGGUCCUGUGGCGGUCCUAGCCCUGUGCCAGCCAGAGGCCCGCCUGCCCCUUGCCCAGGACCCCCGUCCUGGGGGGAAGAGGCUGCGCACCCCAGCGGCGGGGGGCCGUGAGGGGCUGGGACAGCCGUGCCCGUGACACCUGUGCCGUGCCCACUGUCGGCACUGGCAAAGGGAGGUCUCUCUUCUUGGCACCAAUUAAAGUCUGUUCUUCCUUUCGUUGG